CACCCCCCCCCCGUCCCUCCAUGACACCGCUGCCCGCCACACCCGGACCGGAUCCCGCGAGGCCUGCCUCCCUGCAAGGCCAGGCCGUGCCGCAGGCUGUGUCCCCGGCAGCCCCCGGUGGCACCGGGGGUCCCCUCCCGGGGCGGCCCCGCUCCCCGCGCCGCGGCCUCCCGCCGCCAGGGGGCGCGCUGGCGCUCAGCCCAGAGCGGCCCCGCCCCGCUGUCCGUCCCGUCCAAUGAGCGCGCUGUGUUUCGGCGGGAAGGAGGGGGACCCAGCCGGAAGCGGCUCUCUCGACUUCCGGUGGCGGCGGGCGCCAUGUCGGGGGGGCGGCCGCUGCGGCUGCUGGGGCUGCACGGCUACCGGCAGAGCGAGCGCCGCUUCCACCAGCGCACCGGCGCGCUGCGCAAGGCCCUGCGUGGCCGCGCAGAGCUGGUGGCCGUCAACGCCCCGCAUCCCGUGCCCGGCGGCGGCGAGGACGACGACGGGGACGACCCCCCCCGCGGCUGGUGGUUCUCCGGGCCCGGCACCUUUGAGGCGGGGGAGGUGGCGGAGGCUCCGGCGGGGCUGGAGGAGUCGCUGUCGGCCGUGGCGGCGGCGCUGGCGGAGCACGGGCCUUUUGACGGGCUGCUGGGCUUCAGCCAGGGCGCGGCGCUGGCCGCCAUGGUGUGCGCCCUGCGGGCCCGCGGCGACCCCCGCUUCCCCGUGGCCUUCGCCAUCCUGGUGGCCGGCUUCGCCAGCCGCGCCCCGGCCCACAGCCACUUCUACCGGGAACCCAUUGCCCUGCCCACGCUGCACGUCGUGGGCGAUGCCGACGCUGUCAUCGCUGCCCCCCUCAGCAGGGAGCUGGCCCAGCACUUUGUGGAGCCUGUUGUCCUCACCCACCCCGGCGGGCACUUCGUCCCUGCAGCUGCGCCCCAGAAGAAGGCCUACCUGGACUUUUUGGACCAAUUCUGCCCCGGACAGGGCCAGGCUGAGCCCCCGGGGGCUGGGGCCAUUUGAUAACAGUCUCUGUAAUAAACCGGGCUCCAGCGAGCCACAUGCAGCCUGCCAUCCUGGUGAAACAUCCCUGUGUUUCCGUGCCUUCCAGAGGGGCCAGAGAGUCCUCAUCAGCUCACAGCGCAGUGUCAACCCAGGGCCAGGCUAAAUGGUUCUUCGUUAUCUUCCUUUCUUUUUUUGUCUGCAGCUUUGUUGGAUAUGUGGGUGUGUGCGUAUGACGGUGAAGGGUUUGAGGACAGGAGGGUGACGCUGUUCUGUGUGUCUGGGGUAUUUUCAGAGACUUGAAUAGCUCUUCAAAAUUGGGGUCCCUUAGCUUGGCCACAGGAAACGUCUGCAGAGCACACAGCUCCUGCAGCGCUUGUACCCCAAAGGUUUGUGUUUUUUAUUAUUGCUGGUGAAAGCUAUUAAGCCAACCUUCCAGCUGGUCUGGGUCUAGAAAAACCUCUUAUCCCUGGCAGUGCCAGGGCUGGUGUUCGCUUCCGAAAUGGGGUGUCUGCUGGUUCAGUGUGCGUGUGUUGCGAGGCUUUUGUAUCUUCCUCUGUAGAAAGUGCAUUUGUGAACAAGAAAAAUUUGUCACUACGUUUUUGGCUCUGACAUUUUCCAGAAGCACGUGGAAAUCUUUAUUGCUGUUACAAUUACAGGUGUCCUGCUUGACCGCUGCUGGGGCAGGCUGGGCUUUCCAGUCUGCAGCCCAGAGUUGCCGGGCUCACAGGGCUUCUCUAAGCACAGCUUUCUUUGGGGUUACAGCGCGAUAAAGUUGGUACAAGAGAGAAAUAGGAUGAAACUUCUCAGUUUGCCCCCUUCUUGUGCAGUGCUGGGACCUGGGGAGCAGCGGGGCAGCGCGGGGCCGGUGUUGCGAGGGACGGAGGACACUGUGGUGCAGCAGUGGGGACAGAAGCACUUCUCAUGUUCCCUUAGCCAGGAACAGGCCUGGGAGCUGCCGCGGGUUAAAAGCAAUGUGGCAGAAAUGAGUGGUUCCCGCACCUGUGAGUUUUGCCCUCCGGUUUCUUGCCGGUUACCGGCAGCAUGGUGGGAGGAUGCGGCUGAUUUCCCUGCAGCCCAGCCCUGGGCUGGCCUCACUCCUGGGUGGCUGGCGGGGCUUGGGUGGCUUUGCCACCUCGCAGAGCGGCACCAGGUGGGCUGUGUCACCUCUGUGCUGCCUGUGAUGUGAAGGUGUGGGGUGUCUGUCACUGCGUUGGGGACACCAGAGGCCGUUUUUUUGGGGGGGAGGGACACAGCUUGAGGCUGCGAGGCUGAACGCAGCAGCCCACCAUGACAAAGCAGCAGGGCCUUUGUCUCUGCCGUUCCCCCCACCUCAGCCCUUGGUGGUGGCAGACAGGGCUUCGCCUACCCGCCGUUCGUUAGCUGUUUAAUUAUCGUAGAGCUACACGCUCGCUGCGGUGGUCUCCCGGCGCAGCAUCUCCCCCACUCUGGCCCCAGCGGCUCCGCGGGACGGUGCGGAGGAGGCACUGCAGCCAUGUCCGCUCACCGGCAGCCCGCACUGCGGCCCCGCAGCCGCCGGCCGGCAUCUCCCCGCUCCCGGGGGGAGCCGCCUCCGCAGCUCGCUGAUGUUGUGAAGGGAGAAGGAGCCCAGGCGUGCGGUGAGUGAGCAGAACGGCCCCGGCUCCGCAGGAAGCUCCUGUGGGGCGGGUUGGUGGAGGGGCGUUGAGGGAUGGGUGACCCGAGCCGGGGUGCUACGGUACCUGCCUCCUCUUGCCAGCAUGUGUGAAAAGAUGGCUCCUGCCAGGUGGCUCCUGUACCGGGUUUAAACAAAUUAAUAAAAACAAAUUAACACGCCCCGCAGCUGCCGGAGGCGCCUGUGUGAGCAGCGGAGGAAGGUGGUGCUUGGCCCCUGGUGUGAUGGGAGGAGGGAAGCGGCUCCCGUGGGCAUCACCGGCUGUCCCUGCUGGAUGGAGGGGUUUAUCCCAGGAAUCCUGUCCUGCGCCUGCUUCUCCACCGGCCAGACGCCUUUGCGCCGGCCCCUGCCCACCUCUCGCAGAUCCAGAGCUGAUCUCGGGUCGCAGGUGCCCUCAUCGCCUGCCCGUGGGGGUGAGCCCGGAGACCAGACUGACCGAGGUCCUCGCCCUCACUCAGCGUGGUGCCUGGAGGGGGGGGGAGUUUCCUCUUCCCCUACCCGGCAUGGCCCAGAGGAGCUGGGUUUUCCCCCAAAACAGUGUGUGGCGGUUGCUGGGAGGGUGAUGCAGCUGUGAUGGUGGCCUGGGGGACAAGUGACCUGGGGACGGCCACCGGUGUUACCCAGCGGCACUGGGAGCCUGGGUGUUUUGGCGGGGGGGGGGGGGCUUUCUGUCCCCCAGCACAGCAGUGGGAGCCCCCUGCGUGCCCCCGGUGCCAGCCCCAGUGGCUGUGCUUGCCAGGAGCCUGCCCUGAGCACAGCUUUGCUCUGCCCCCCGCCCCAGGCUGAGCAGAGCCCCCCGCCCUCUCCCAGUGUCCCAGGGAAGGCAGGAGAGGACCAGCACGGGCAGAGACGCUGCCAGCGCUGCUGCCGCCUCCCCACAAACACCCACCACCCCCUCCCCAGCUCCCCGCGCCCCUUCUCCCUGCGCCGCUGCUGACUCAGGCCCUCCUCCGCUGCCCACCCUGCCAGCCGCCCGCGCUGGGCUCGCCGGGCACCGGCUCCCGUGGGCAGCGCUGGAAAAAAGUCCCGCCGUCCCGCCGAGCCUGGCAUCGGGUGCGGAUCUUGCCGGGAUUUGAGCCUUACUCAUCUCACGCUCUUCCUCCCCCUGUCCCCACCAGCGGGGCCCGGUGCAGGGAGGGGGAUGCUCGGGGAAGGUGACGUGUUUCACAGAUAACGUGGCUCCCCCUGAGUCAUGGGGGCUCCCCCGGGCAGGGGAGAGCUGGGGGCCAUCCCCAGGCCCUGUUGCCAGAGCGGGACCGAGCCAUUGGGAACAGCCCCCCCCCACCCCGUCCUCCCCGCUUUACCCGCAGAAGCUUCCAGUUGUGGCUGAGUCACUCCCGCUGUAGCUCCUUCUCUCCUUGUUUUGGAUGGAAGUUUUCCAUGGAAACCCACGCUGGGCCGGGCCGCGGGCUGGGAUAAACACGGCUGAAUCACAAAAGGCCAUUUUCGCCAAGAGCUGUCAGAUGGCAGCGACAGCGUGUGCGGGCGGCCGGGGGGGCGGGCGGCUGCCCUGCCUUUCGUGGGGCACCUCUCCCUGCGCCCCCCCGCCAGCCUCGCUGGCUCAGCCACCCCUGGCCCACCCCAAAUUCCCAGGGUGCCAGCAAGUCACGGGUGCUCCUCGGUGAAGCCGGGAGUGGGUCACAGGCUUCCGCCAGAAGCUGUUUUUUCGAGCCACGUGCUCUCACAAGGAUGCGUGGAGAAAUCCCGGGCGGGGGGAGCCCCUGGGGGGGGAGCCCAGUCCUCAGCCGUGGGGCUCUGUGGGGUUGCUGGAGGACCCCAAGGAAGAACCUUCCCACCCUCCCGGCCAUGUGCAGGGAUGCUCGCCGAAGUGCCGGGAGCGAGGAUGAGGUACGGCAGCGUUUGUGCUGUGCCUGUGCCCCGCUGGGCACCGUCCUGCCGUAGAAAUGGCAAAUAACGGCUCGGCCAUGGCAGGCACCGCGUUCCUCCCCGGCACCACCGCGUUCCUCCCCGGCACUGCCAUCAUCUCCAUGCUGAGGAGGAGCACGGGAGCUGGAUGGCCUCUCCCCCGGCGCUGAUGGCUGGCCCCAGGCCCGGUGGCUUGGAAACGCCGUCGGAAGCUGAGUCCCGGUGUCAGAAAUCCAGGAUAUUUUUAAGGACUCUGGAAGAAAAACUUAAUUCCAGGGUGUCAGCGGGAGAGAUUUGGCCUUCAAAACAACAACAGUGCAGCAGGAGACUUCCCGAGGCCGGAGCGUGGGGUCCGAGGGGCCACGGUGAAGCCAGUGGGAUGUGUCCCCUCACCCGGGGAUGCCCUGGAAGGGACACGGAUACCGCUGUGGCCUGGACCUCUAUGCGCUGCUGUUGCCAUUGCCCACCCCGGGCAGGAGCAGGGAGGUUUUUCCAGUGGAUGGAGGGUGGCUUUCAUGGCCAGUGGCACAGCUGCGCUGGGCCACCAUGUGUCAAACAGCUGCGUUUUACCUGGGCGAUGGUGGGGUGGCCCAAAAAUCCCCUUCCUGGAGGUGUGCAGCAGCGGGAAAAGCGGAAGCGGGCAGCAAAGGGGACCGGCAGGAGAUGGGGCAGCACAUGGUGGAGACCUGGUGCCUGUGAUAUCCCCCUGCCCGCGGCUGCUCUGCCCCACCACAGCCCUGCUGGCCCCUGGGGACCUGACGGUGGCCAUGCCCCUCUGGGCGAGGGCAGAGCUGCCGGGUGCAGGACCCCGAUGGGUGGGUGCUCCUAAGGAGGCUGCUCUGGAGAGGGGGAGCGUGGGUGGGGGGCCUGGCACAGCACCUACUUGAGCUUAAGUGGCACCAGUGGGGGGUCCAGGGACACCCCUGGGAGCCCCGUGCUGGGGCUACAGCCCCCCACCUCCCCCGGGCUGCAGGUCCUUGUCCGGGGGCUGUGUCCCCGUGCUGCCGAUGCCACCCUCACCCCACGCAGGCCUGUCCCCCCCAUCCCCAGUGUCCCCAUCACCCACCUCCACGUGACAAGGCACCCCCUCAAUCCCUCCGGGGUCUCGUCCAACGCCCCCCGCUGUGUCUCCGGGGCUUUGGGUCUCAGGUGCCCCCUGCGAGGGGCCCUGCCCGGCCGUCACCAGUCACCGCCGGCUGCCGAGGGCCCGGUGCCCGGUGCCGGGGCAGGCCGGGCCGCUCUGACUUCGCCUCUCAGGAAUCUCCUGGCCGCGCCGGGCGGGUUGUGCAACCUGCGACCGCCCCCGGCCGCCGCCCGCCCCGUCCCGUCCCGUCGCGUCCCGUCCCGUCGGGCCGCGCUCAGUCCCCUCCGCGCCAGCCCCGCCACCGGCCCGCGCUCCGCUCCCGGCAACGGCCCGCUGUCCCCCGCCCCCCCCGCCCCAGCCCCGCCGCGGCACCGCGCACACCGGCGGCGGUGGGGGGGGGCCGG
Chroicocephalus ridibundus (black-headed gull) is the source of this 5986-nucleotide messenger RNA. It is a transcript of the gene OVCA2, whose product is annotated as OVCA2 serine hydrolase domain containing. Gene Ontology annotation, cellular component: nucleus; cytoplasm. Gene Ontology annotation, biological process: response to retinoic acid. NCBI's taxonomy places the organism in Eukaryota, Metazoa, Chordata, Aves, Charadriiformes, Laridae. The record is from RefSeq and is a predicted model, not a curated record. The coding region runs from base 316 to 999 and encodes 227 amino acids. The transcript has a single exon. Gene Ontology annotation, molecular function: hydrolase activity.